Molecule: messenger RNA, 3497 nt
Organism: Acanthopagrus latus (yellowfin seabream)
Lineage: Eukaryota; Metazoa; Chordata; Actinopteri; Spariformes; Sparidae
Product: solute carrier family 22 member 5-like
Exons: 10
Coding region: 1585-3234 (549 amino acids)
Biological process (GO): transmembrane transport
Cellular component (GO): membrane
Molecular function (GO): transmembrane transporter activity
Source: RefSeq, a predicted model, not a curated record
UAGAAACAUAAACAUAUAACCAUAGACAUAUAUAUAUACUUGGACGCCUCACUAUGGGGGCCUGCCCAUCAUACAUCUGCGCGGCUGCCAUAUUGGAUGUGGCAGCUCUGCUCUGUGAACUAAUACGCAAUAAGUCAAUGGAGUUAACUUUUUAAAGCGCCAUUCCACAAAGCUCUGGAAGUGAAUGCCUCUCAUUUACACAUUAACACUCAUACCAAUAUAUUCAGGAAACAGAUAGAUACCAAAAACAAAUGUUGUGAAUGUUACAGCUGACAAUGUAUGUAACGCUGUUACAGUAAAUGACAGUUAAAUAUUGAAUCUGUGUCUUGACAAGGAGUUUGGAUCCUACUGCUGUAACUGCUGGGGGACAACGCCCGUCAGUGUGACCGGUAUGAACCGGUUAAUUCCUGCAGCAGUGCACUGUGCCUUCAAUUAAACUGGUCUUUUGGUCAUUUUACCUGCCAUUUGUGCGUCAGCGUCUUUAGUUUGUGUUAAUUAAUAUUCUGUUAACACAGUCACAUUUUGUAGACCCCUCUUAAGGGUCUCACCUCCCUAUACGGAACAAAAAUGGGUCUGGAUAUGAUUAGGUCUAAUUACCAAAACCUGGAUGACUACAGACCUUCAUCAACAGGAUAUGUUUAGGACUGUGCUUGAAGUCAGGUGUGUUGUAAUUAUGGAUAUUAUUAGACAGAAUAUCCAGGUCGGUGCAGCGUCCUCUUCAGUAGUGGGCGGCUGUGGCUCAUGGAUAGAGCUGGUUCGAUUCCCCUGGUCUGCAUGUUGAAGUGUCCUUGGGCAAGACACUGAACCCCAAACUGCUCCUGAUGUGUAUGGCAUCAGUGUAUGAACUAAUGUAAGUCGCUUUGGAAAAAAGUGUCAGAUAAAAUGCCCUAAAAAUGAAAAUGGUGGGAAAUAUAUUCAUGCCUUUCGAGAUCUUCAUGCCUUUUAAGAUAUUUGUGCCUUCUAAUUUAAUUAAAAGUAUCUGUGCAACAGUGUAGAAAUACUCAGUCAUAACUGGUAGCUAAAGCUACAAAUGUAGUGGAGUUGACGUGUGUGUGUGUGUGUGUGCCUCUGACAGGUCCAUGUCAGUAUGCAUCGUUGGCUCCUUCAUGGUUUUCAACAGUGUGUUUUGUAAGUGGCCCAUAUAAGUAACGUGUUUGACUGCAUGUGGAGUUUUUCCCCCCUGAAAAUAAUGAAUUAAAUCAUGAUAAUAAGGACUGAAAUUAGGCUGAGUGGGCCUUCUUUCAAAUGAUUUAUGUUUAAUCAUACUCAAAUGUAUCGAAGUUGACUUGUCUGUUAAAAACAGGCUUCAGUAGUCAUGUCAGAUGACUACACCUGGCUGUUUCCUCAAGCUACAUCACAAAUGUGUAUGUUUGACUGUUUCACAGUUACAGGCUAGUCAUAUAUGCAGUGCACCUUGGGCUACAUUGCUGAGGGAGUAAUCAGUUGCAUUUUGCAACCAGUUCAACAAGUUACUUGUGCUGUUUUUCACCUAUAUAGGUAGAGAUGUACUAUCUGUAAAGCCAGCAGCUCAUCCGACACAGCCUCCUGCUGUGGAUCCACUUUGCGCACCAGCAGUCAGUCAUCAUGUCGGACCCAAAAGUGAAAGACUUCGAUGAACUAACGUCUUUUCUGGGAGACUACGGACUUUUUCAGAUUUUAAUAAUUGUUCUGCUCAGUUUAGCUGCAAUUCCAACUGGAUACAUGGGAGUGAUCGUGGUUUUCGUGUUGGAUACACCAGAGUAUCACUGCAAAGAGUCCAUCGACUCCACACGCAACGGCACAGAUGUGGAGCAGCGCAGCUGGAUCGGACCUGACAGCUGUUCCCGGUACAAAGUGAACGGAAGCUGGACGCAGACAGCUGGACUCAGCAAUGACACAGAGCAAUGUGUGGAUGGAUGGGUGUUCAGCACUGAGAUGUACAGCUCCACUGUUGUGUCUGAGUGGGAUCUGGUGUGUGAACAUGCAUGGAAGGUCCCUUUUUCCACCUCCUUAUUCUUUGCAGGAGUCUUGAUUGGAUCCCUCAUCAGUGGUCCCUUCUCAGACAGGUUUGGCAGAAAGCCGGUGUUUUUUUUCACCAUGGUCUUACAGUCAGUCACUGCCUUAAUCCAGGCCGCCUCCGUCAGUUGGGUCAUGUUCUGUGUCCUCAACUGUCUAAAAGGACUUGGCCAAGUCUCCAACUAUGGCACAUCGCUCAUACUGGGGUCUGAGAUGUUGGGCCCGUCUGCCAGGAUGAAAUUCGGUCUGCUAGCCCAAGGUGUAUGUUACGGCAUCGGCUACGCCUUGUUGCCGCUCUUUGCCUACUUCAUACGAGGCUGGAGGAUGCUGCUGGUAGCUUCUGCCAUCCCCGGAUUGAUAUAUAUUCCAGUGUGGUGGGUCAUUCCUGAGUCUCCACGUUGGCUUCUGCAGAAAGGUCGGGUUGACGAUGCUGAACUUGUUAUACGAAAUGCUGCCAAAAGGAACAGAGUCCCCGUGCCUGAGGUGAUAUUCAGGGCUGGCCAGUGCUUGGAGCUAAAGAAAGAUAAAGGUGAAGAGGAGAUGACACACACUUAUCUGGACCUGGUACGCACCCCCAACAUGAGGAAUAUUACAAUUCUAGGUGUUUUUAUAGGGAUGUCCGUUGCCAUGGUCUAUUUUGGUCUCUCUCUCAACACCAGUAACCUGAAUGGAAACGUCUACCUCAACUGCUUCCUCUCAGCAGCCAUUGACAUUGCAGUUUAUGUAGCCACUGGGCUGCUGGUCAACCGUGCACCUCGACCCACUCUCCUCUUCUGCAUGUUGAUCCUCUGUGGCAUCAUGCUCUUGCUCAUCCAGCUGGUUCCUGAAGACAUGCUUGUCAUGCUCAAGGUGUUCACCUUGGUUGGAAGGAUGGGCUCAACUAGUGCUUACAUCUUCCUCUUUGUGUUCUUCACUGAGCUGAUGCCCACUGUGGUCAGGAACAUGGGCUUAGGGAUCACCACCACUGCUGCAUUCGCUGGCUCCAUCAUGUCUCCCUAUGUGAUCUACAUGGGUGUUUACAGCAGGGUCCUGCCGUACAUUAUUUUUGGUACAGUCUGCCUCAUGGCUGCUGCUGCGGGCUUGUUGCUGCCAGACACCAGAAACAGCAAACUUCCUGACCUUAUCAGCCAGACUAGACCCAUCAGAAGCUGCUUCUGCUGCUGUCCAGAGAAAACAGCUGCUGCCCAGUCAGACACAACUGGAGACUGUAGAGAAAGGAACAACCGCUCCCCCUGCUGACAGAACAUUAGACAGCAAGAGUCUAUCGGUCUAAAGACAAAAGCCCUUAAAACACAAACUGUGUUGCUGUGUCUUCUGAUGGGUUGGACAUUAAUGUUGUUCAGGAGAGAGAGCCUCAGAGCUUCUCUGCUCUUUUCACAUUCAUGAAUAUGAAAAGUACAUUUAUGUCAACUUGAAAAUAUUAGUAACCGUAAUAAAGACUCAUAUGUUUAAAACCACGAUAAAUGUUUGUUGUCUAAUAAACACACUUUUUUAUUGAUGCA